AUGGCAUCCUCCACUUCACUUCUCAAGCUCAUCUCAAUCUUCCUCUUUCUCAUCUCUUUUCUCACAACUCAAGUUGUUUCACAAUCUAAUCAAUGUGAAACAACAACAAAUUCUUGCACCAAUAAAGACAAAGCAACGCGUCUUAAAAUCAUUGCCAUUUUCUCGAUCCUCAUUGCGAGCGUCAUCGGCGUUUGCUCCCCGCUCUUCUCUCAAUCCAUCCCGAUGUUGCAUCCUGAUAGAAACACGUUCAUCAUCCUUAAAGCCUUUGCAUCUGGCAUCAUUCUCGCCACCGGUUUCAUGCAUGUUUUGCCUGAUUCUUUCGAUAUGCUUUGGUCUAAUUGUCUCAAGGAAAACCCGUGGCAUAAGUUUCCCUUUUCGGGUUUUCUUGCCAUGAUGUCUGCCAUUUUCACUCUCAUGGUCGACUCCAUGGCUACUAGUUUGUAUACUAAGAAACAUACCGAAGUUAUGCCUGAGAGUCGAGAAGACGGUCAUCAUGAGUUGCCUGUAGUCAGCGGUGGCCAUUUUCAUGGCCACCAUCACGGAGACAUCAAAGAACUCAAUGUUGGUUCUCAACUACUACGUUAUCGAGUUAUUGCCAUGGUUUUGGAAUUGGGGAUUGUUGUCCAUUCGGUUGUGAUAGGACUUUCACUUGGAGCAACAAAUGAUACUUGCACAAUCAAAGGCCUUGUGGCUGCUCUUUGUUUCCAUCAAAUGUUUGAAGGGAUGGGUCUUGGAGGCUGUAUUCUUCAGGCAGAAUACAAGUGGAUGAAGAAGGCAAUAAUGGCAUUCUUUUUCUCAGUGACAACGCCAUUUGGGAUAGCUCUUGGAAUAGGGUUGUCCAAGACAUACAAAGAAAACAGCCCAGCUGCGCUCAUCACUGUCGGGUUGCUGAAUGCUUCUUCAGCUGGCUUGCUCAUCUACAUGGCUUUGGUGGAUCUUCUGUCGGCUGACUUUAUGGGACCAAAGCUGCAAGGCAGCAUCAAACUCCAAGUCAAAUCCUAUGUUGCUGUGCUCUUGGGAGCUGGUGGCAUGUCCUUAAUGGCUAAGUGGGCUUGA
Cucurbita pepo subsp. pepo (vegetable marrow) is the source of this 1056-nucleotide messenger RNA. RefSeq names its product fe(2+) transport protein 1-like. Gene Ontology annotation, cellular component: plasma membrane. Gene Ontology annotation, biological process: zinc ion transmembrane transport. Lineage: Eukaryota; Viridiplantae; Streptophyta; Magnoliopsida; Cucurbitales; Cucurbitaceae. Gene Ontology annotation, molecular function: zinc ion transmembrane transporter activity. The record is from RefSeq and is a predicted model, not a curated record.